AUGACAGAGCUCAAGUUGGCUGUUGGCAGUGGCGUCGAUCCUCGCCUUGCAGCGUCGAUCUCGCAGUUGACGACGCUCUCUUACAGCGGCGCCGAUCCUCUUCCCACAAAGUCCAACAACACCGAUCGAGGAAUAGAGAGAAGACGGAUUCACCCUCUUCUCUCCUCCGCAAGCUCCGAGCAUCUCCGCCUUUGGACGCCUCGGCCGAUGGCUCUUUAUUCACUUCGCAUCCGCCGCGCCCUUUCUCUUUCCUCCUCCCUCCAUCACCUGCUCUCGCCCAUCCAUCACCCCAUACCUAUUUCACCAGUCCCCUCUCCUUCCACCGCGCAACUCAACACUGCCACUGCCUCCGUCACAUUCUUCAAAUCGAGGCGUCAAUUCACUUCUACUACUCCACUCUCACUGUCUUCUCGGGGUCGGCCAUUCGACCCGGAGACUGACGAGAUAGGGCCCGACACCAUCCUCUUCGAAGGAUGCGACUACAACCACUGGCUCAUAACAAUUGAUUUUCCCAAGGAUCCCCAACCGACCCGCGAAGAAAUGAUAGAAUUUUACGUCAAUACUGCUGCCCAAAUAUUUGGAAGCGUGGAAGAGGCAAAGAAGAAAAUAUAUGCACUAAGUACAACAACAUAUCAAGGUUUUCAGGUUGAAUGUUCAGAGGAAACAUCAGAGAAGUUUAAGAAUCUACCCGGAGUUGUAUUUGUACUGCCAGAUUCCUAUAUCGAUCCAGUAAAUAAGGAAUAUGGAGGAGAUAAGUAUGUCAAUGGAGAAAUUUUUCCUAGGCCACCCCCGAUACAAUAUGUCAGGCAUAACAGAGGCCGGCGUCCGAGAGAGCAGAUGUCAUACCAACAAGGAAACACAGCAUAUAAUGACCUGGGGCCCAUGCGUGGGGAAGUGAGAAAUCAUGGUCAGAACUAUGGCCCACCACGUCAGCAGAACUAUGGCCCACCACAGCAGCAAAACUAUGGCCCACCGCAGCAGCAGAACUAUGGCCCACCACCGCAGCAGAACUAUGGCCCACCACCGCAGCAGAACUAUAACCUGCCACCGCAGCAGAGCCAUGGCUCGUCACCACAGCAGAGCUAUGGCCAGCCACCAAAUUUUCCUCCCCAGCAGGGUUAUGUUCCAUCGGGAUCAGGUGAAAGAAGAGGUCCUAUGCCACCAAGAAAUGCCCCUGGCGGGUGGGAUAAUGGCAGAAGAGAUCCAAUGCCUUCAUAUCAGAGCAGUUAUAGUCAAGGAGAACCUGGAAAUUAUCGUGCUCAAGGGCAGAGAGACUUCCCACAAGGAAAUCAGUGGAGCCAGGUACCUCCUGAGCAGAGGGGGCUGUCACAAGACACUCAGAACUAUGGACCUUCAGAAGGUGGGACUUUUGAACGGGGACCAGGGGGCGCUCAGGGACAAGCUUAUGGACAGAAUCAGCCACGGCAUGGAGAUGACCAGAGAAGCAACAACCAAGCAUGGGAGCAAAGAAACCUUUCAUCCAUGGGGAAUACUAUGACUGACCAAGGGAGAUAA
Molecule: messenger RNA, 1515 nt
Organism: Fraxinus pennsylvanica
Lineage: Eukaryota; Viridiplantae; Streptophyta; Magnoliopsida; Lamiales; Oleaceae
Source: the annotation of a GenBank genome assembly